Messenger RNA from Sarcophilus harrisii (Tasmanian devil), 806 nucleotides. Its product is annotated as SERTA domain-containing protein 1-like. NCBI's taxonomy places the organism in Eukaryota, Metazoa, Chordata, Mammalia, Dasyuromorphia, Dasyuridae. Bases 293 to 790 code for a protein of 165 amino acids. Gene Ontology annotation, cellular component: nucleus. The record is from RefSeq and is a predicted model, not a curated record. The transcript has a single exon. Gene Ontology annotation, molecular function: transcription regulator activity.
CCCUCCUGCCAGGUAGACGUUAACGAGGGCCCUGGCUCCGCAUCCCGCCCGGCGCUUGUCGCACACACAGUAGGCACUUCAGUGUCGCCAGGACAGCCAAGCCAGCCUGCGGGGGGCGCGGCCUCCCUCCCCAGCGGGGAGGGCGGGAGCAGAGGCCAGGGCGCCCCCACCCGGACGCUCCUGGGGGAGGGGGCGCGGACGGGGAGGACUUAAAGCGGGGAGGGGGAAGGCGGAGGAGGAGAGCGCUCGAGGACCGCGAGUUGGAGUUCGAACAAUCCGUACCGGCCCAAGCAUGAAGCGCAAGCGAGAGGAAGGUCCCGAGGUUCAGUGGCUGCCCGAGGGCUUCUGCGAGGGCGAAGACAACCGCCCCCGGGCCGCGUCCCCGACCCGGAGCAGGAGCCGGAGCCGAAGCCGAAGCCGCAGCCGCAGCUCCAGCCCCAACCCGAGCGCCGGCCCCAGCCCCUCGGGGCAAUCCGAGCGGCCCCAGCUGCCCCCGAGCUCGCUCUUCAACCUGUCUCUCCUCAAGCUCCACUAUGGCCUCCGGCAGGUCGAGCCCAACCUCCGACACAUCGUGCUGGUGGUGAACACCCUGCGCCGGGUCCAGUCGUCCAUGGAUCUGCAAGCGGGCCCCCCGGAGCCCCCCGGCCCGGCCCCUCCUCAGCCGGCCGCCCCGGCCGCCCCGGCCACCCCGCCGGGCAGCCCGCGCUCCCGCCGCCGGGGCACCGGGAGUCGGUUCCCGGGCAUCAGCGACCCCCGCAGGGCGGCUACGGAAAAGCGCCCCAACGCCUGAGGCUCCGGCCGCCCGG